Molecule: messenger RNA, 1407 nt
Organism: Arctia plantaginis
Lineage: Eukaryota; Metazoa; Arthropoda; Insecta; Lepidoptera; Erebidae
Source: the annotation of a GenBank genome assembly
AUGUCGUUUUCAUUUGGAACUCCUUCGAGCGCUCCCGCGAGUACAGGCCUUACUGGAUUUAGUUUUGGAAAUACCAAGCCGUCUACUCCCGGGUUUGGUCUCACUGCAACUUCACAGCCUUCUACUAGCCUUUUCGGUGCCAACCAACAGGAACAGCAGCAACAACAGAGUGUUGCAUUGCCAGGUUUCGGAACAACAGCUUUUGGUUCUACGACGCCGGCGUUUGGCGCGGGCACAUCUGGGUUUGGCUCUGGCACUUCAGCUUUUGGCGCCACAUCUGCAGCACCAGCAUUUGGAACGACUACACCUGCAUUCGGAGCCACCGCUGCUCCUGCUUUCGGAGCAUCAACCACCCCGGCAUUAGGUGCUAGUGCAGCUCCGACAUUUGGUGCUACAACUACUCCAGCAUUUGGCGCCACAGGCCUAGGUACGGGAGGACUGAAUUUUGGUGCAGGCUCCAAUACUUCAACAGCUGCAACAGGUCUGUCAUUUGGAGCCCCUGCUACUUCAGCCGCUCCAGGCCUUGGAGGUGGAUUCGGGUUUGGUACUUCAAGUACACAGAGCACAGGGUUUAGCAACUUUGGUUCUACUAGCACUGCUACCACAUCUAGCAGCUUUGUACACUAUGUUCCCUUAUCCAAGUUCAUCACCAUUUCGAACUCCCCAUAUACCGGUCUGAAGUUGGGUACAACAUCAGUCACUGGCGCACAACCUUCCAUUUCAGCAACACAAAGUUUUGGUUUAGGCGGAGUUGCCACAUCAGCAAGUGGUAUUGGGGCAGCAAACACUACAGCCAAUGCCAAAAGUGAGCCUCCAAAACAAAAUAAAUUGCCCAAUGAAAUAUCAACUACAGUGGACUCGUUCAAAGAGUUUGUUAAGAAACAGAAGUCUUUGAGUUCGGAAGUCAUGCGAGUAUCAAUAAAGCCUCUACACAAGGUGUCGCGCGAGGCGGACGCGACGCUGCGCGCGACGGGCGCGCUGUGCGGGGACGUGGCGCGGGGCCGCGCGCACUCGCGGCGCCUGCGGGCCGCCGCCGCCGCCGCGCUGGCCGCCGCAGAGGCCGCCAGCAGGGACUACACCGCCCCCGGUCUAGAACUAGAAGGCACGGCUCCACCUCACUAUGUCAAAGAGUUGAUAUCGGAAUUGGAACAGCAGCUUAUUACGUUCAGAAGACAGAUGGAAGUUGCUGACAAACAAAUGCAAUCAUCUCCGAAACUGCUUACGGAACAAGAAUUAACAUUAGGCAUAAGACGGAUGCACGAGUCACUAGUCGCAUUAGCAGGCCGCCUACAAGCCGUACACACGCAAGUUGAGGCUCAGAAAGAGCAAUAUCUUAAUUUGCGCAAGUAUAUACUCAAGGACCCCACAAAUGUGUUCGAUGCGCCGUAUCGUAAGUUAACCUUCUAA